CCACCGCUCGUUUGCCCUGUAUGUGUGUUGUUGAACUGGGUGAGGUUCUACUUGCGAACGAAGCGGAUGAGUAAAUCAUUUAAAUGUCUCAAAUAUCUUUCUUGCUAGCCAACUAGCUUCCUAUGACGGAAGUUAAACUAGCGAGACAACACGAGACCCCCUAGCUACUCAAGUGGCGGCUCGUGUGGAAAUGUGCAGUAUGCGUUUGUAGUUUGACAUUAGCUAGCUAUAGUAGCGUUGGUCAUUCAUUCAGUCGCUAGCGGUGGGAUGGUUUUCUUUUGUGUUAGCUAUAUAUUGCUAGCGACUCUGUUUGCUAUGGCUAGCUAGCGUCUGCAUUUGACAGCAGUGACCGCUCGAGAGACAUCAUGCGAUUCCGCCAGGAUACGAUCGGCACCUGUUUUCUAGCUAUCAAGACAAGAUGCUCGCUUGUCCAAGGGAAGUAGCCACAUUUGAUUUAAAACCAUAGUUGGUAUUCGGGAAUAAGGCGGAAACUGAUCUUGAGAAUUGGCUACUGUAAACCGUCAUUGACUAUCUAUCCUCGGCGAAACCGGUUUGGUAGCUAACUAGCUGGCUAAAGUGAUUGCUAGUAUAGCUACAUUUGGAUGCAUACGGAAAAUGGCAUCAACAAAGGCAAAGGUUGGGAUAACUAAUGAAAGCAACUCCAUUCGUGAGAGUGCCAAGACCUGCGCGAGCAGUCCCAUGUUAUUGGCCGGAGCAGCAUCGUUAACGUUGAACAACAGGACAUACUCACUCGAUGACCUGGACACCAUUUCCACAGUUGGCACAGGGACCUUUGGCAGGGUGUUCCUGGUGAAAGACAAGAAGAGCAGGGCGUUCUACGCUCUGAAGGCGAUGAAGAUCCCAGACGUGAUCCGGCUGAAGCAGGAGCAGCACGUCCACAACGAGAAGGAAGUCCUGACCGAAGUCAACCACCCCUUCCUCAUCAGACUGUUCUGGACCCACCAUGACGAUCGUUUACUCUACAUGCUGAUGGACUACGUUCCAGGCGGGGAGCUGUUCAGUUACCUCCGUAGCCGCGGGCGCUUCAGCAACACCACGGGCCUCUUCUACUCCACGGAGAUCGUGUGUGCCAUCGAGUACCUCCACUCCAAAGAGAUCGUCUACCGAGACCUGAAGCCGGAGAAUAUACUGCUGGACAGCGAGGGACACAUCCGCCUCACGGACUUCGGCUUCGCUAAGAAGCUCUCGGACAGGACGUGGACUCUGUGUGGAACCCCAGAGUACCUGGCCCCAGAGGUCAUCCAGAGCAAAGGUCAUGGCCGGGCGGUGGACUGGUGGGCCCUGGGGAUCCUCGUCUUUGAGAUGCUGGCUGGGUACCCACCGUUUUUUGACGACAAUCCCUUUGGUAUUUAUCAGAAGAUUCUCGCCGGGAAGCUGGAAUUCCCGCGGCAUCUGGAUUUUUAUGUAAAAGAUCUCAUCAAGAAGUUUCUCGUCAUUGACCGAGCCAGGAGGUUAGGCAAUAUGAAGAACGGAGCAGACGAUGUGAAAAAGCACAGAUGGUUCAAGUCUAUAGACUGGGAUGGUGUUCCUCUGAGAAAACUGAAGCCACCCAUAGUUCCCAAGGUGUCCCACGAAGGUGACACGUCUAACUUUGAUGCCUACCCCGAGGACGAGUGGAAGAAAGAUGCACCUGUGCCUGCAAAGGACUUGGAAAUCUUCAAGGACUUCUAGAAAGGCGGAAGUAACGACAGACAUACUUCGAAAACAUUUAGGUCUUGUAGCGAGAGACUCAGGAACUUUUAGACCUUGGAGAAGGUGAGUCAAACUUCUAGAUGUUGAAAAAAUACCGACUUCUGGAUCUUGCUGAAUAACAGAAGGACUGGUAAAUCAUCUGAGAUGUCACCAUUGUAUGGUCAGCAAGAGAACUUCCAAGCGUCCAAGUCCCAGAACUUUAUCUUGCUUGAAGACAUUGAAGUGUUCCACAGAAUUGACCUAAAAAUAACUAAAAGAGCCAUCAUAUCGCCACAAUAUUCAUCUAGCAUUCAUUUCCUUUCGUUUGAAAAAGUUUUUUUUUCCACUUAACUAACACCUCAGUCCUCAGUUUCUUUGUUUCUCUGAGCCUUCUCCUGUUAUGCAAAAAAAAAAGAAAAAAAAAAAGAUGGUCCUCUUUGAACCAAAGGGCAUUGUUACUGAAAUGAAUAUGUUUAAAAUGCAAUAUUCAGGAUUUUUUUAUGUAUUUUGUUGGGCCAAAAAGGUUCCAGUUUUCUUUGUUGGAACUUGUAGGACUCAACCAACCGAGCAAAGCUUAUGAUCCAAAAAUGAUCACGCAUACAGUAGACUCAGUAUUGAGCUGUACAGUAAAUGGAAUUUACAUGUGUAGUUACUACAUCCAUACUUAGUAGAUUGUACUUGACAUUUGUCAAUGAGAAAGUAUGAAACUUGUAGAGGAACGUACUACAAUAUCAUGCCAAGCAAGCUUUGUAAUAUCAUUUUAUUGACUGGCCGCUAGUCAAAUAGGCUGUUAAACUUGUCAUUUUGAGCUGUAAGUACUUGGCUAUCUAUCGGCCGGAUAUCCAUGCAUGUGUGCAUCAAGGCCAGACCAGAAAGCUCUUGUAAAAGGUGCCUUACUUACUUCAGGAGCUUGGAUGUGACAUACUGUAUGCCUUCGUCUUUUCUCCUGACAAGCUAGUGGUACUUUUUCAACUUUUAUUUAUAGAACACACACUGUUUAUACUUGAGCUGUGCUGUUGAAAACGUUGACUGUUAAUCAUAAUAUAUGUGGAGUAAUUGUUGUGUGGAAGAAGUGUAGCUAGCUACUAUAUGUGGAAUCUGGUUCCUCCCCGUCUUUUUCUUCCGUCCACCUCGUCCUAUUUUGCUGUUCACACAGUAACAAAAAAUGACCCUGUGUAUUGACUGGUGUCUAUCUUUGUCUCUAGGUCUCUUUCAUUUACUUUAAAGAACUGUAGAAUACAGAUCUCCAGCUGGUUUCAUGUAUAGCCAAGCAGGAAGUAGUCUCAGUAAGAUGCUUGGCCAUCUGCUUCAGGCAUCCAAUAAACUCUUGUCUUCUCUCCACCAAUCAUAUCACUGGCUAGUAGAAAGCACAUCAUGAGGCAAUCACAAACUGUCUCUCGAAAAAACGUACUUAGUAACAAACAGUAAGUCAUUUGUGUCCCUUUUAGUCAACUUAAAUUAUUUGAUUUGAACAAUUUGAUUGCGUGUAUGUCAUGUUUUAUGUAUAUCUCUUAACCAAUCAUGGAACAAAACUCAGUGUGAGUUUAUUCGGUCCGUUUGUAUAGCUUUUUUUACGUAUUUGUUUUAAUUAUUUUAUUUUUAGUGUGAAGUGUGUUUCUAGGGAAUUUGCUUUACAAUCCUCAGCCUUUUGCCAUUUUUUUUAAAGAUGUUUAUGUAUUAGCAAAAAGAAAACAAAUAUGAAAGAAAAAAAUACUGUACUUUUAGGUCAAUACAAGCAUAUAUUUUAUACCCAAUACCAUUUUACCAAUGCCUUUUGUCAGUGUAUAGAUUUUUUAAAUUAUUAUUUAACAGCCUACCUUACAUGGCCUUUUCAUAUGGUUAAUGUCGCAGUAUUGUAUUUAACUUCUUCAGAUACUGUUUAAAAGAUCCACACAACCAGGAUUAUAAACACCUCCUAUCCACUGACUCAACAACUGAUUCUCUUUCCUCUCUGAAGUGUGGUUAUAAUAUAUUGUAAUGUAUAAAUAGUGUAAGUAAUUUGGUAAUUGCUAUACUUUGCUUUCUGAUAGGCUAGGUGGAAUUGUCUCCAUAUUGCUUACAUCUAUGUAAUCAUUUCAGACAUGCCAGAGUACUUGGGGUGGUAGGAGCCAGGGUUAGAUUUGUAAUUCAGCGUAGGAUGUGAUUUUCUAUUUCCACAUUGGUUUUGUAUUUAAUCUAGACAAUAUGUAAGUGAUGUGACUGACUGUUGUCUGGUUGGCCAAAUGCUAUUACAGUAUCAAAACCUUUAAUCUUCUCUAUGGUUCAAUAGCUCUUAGCUGGCCUUAGAAGUGUUAGCUACCACUAUUUCAAGUCAUCAGACAAAUGAACUUUCGGAGUGUUACCGUCGGUUGGUAAUUUGUCUACAAGUUCACCGGCCUAGUCUGUAUCUACCCAACAUUGAAAUUGAGUUGUGUGUGCAUGAACACUUAAAACCGCACAUCAGUCAGCGA
Messenger RNA from Oncorhynchus mykiss (rainbow trout), 4142 nucleotides. RefSeq names its product cAMP-dependent protein kinase catalytic subunit PRKX. Gene Ontology annotation, biological process: protein phosphorylation. Lineage: Eukaryota; Metazoa; Chordata; Actinopteri; Salmoniformes; Salmonidae. Gene Ontology annotation, cellular component: cAMP-dependent protein kinase complex; cytosol. Gene Ontology annotation, molecular function: cAMP-dependent protein kinase activity; ATP binding. The record is from RefSeq and is a predicted model, not a curated record.